UGUACAAGUGCAAGAUGACUACUGGAGAUAUUAAGAAUAAUCUAAAGAAGCUGCAGAAGGAGGUACAGCUCAUUAAAUAUGGGGAAGAGCUGGAUCUGCAAGGGCUUUCUCAGGGCAAGUCCUCUGCAUUCCUUCCUCUGUACCACUAUGCCUUUGUGACAUAUAGCUGCUACAUUGCCAAGGCUAUUACAGACAUUAACAUAGAGUUGUAUGGAAAAACAGAUCUGAGGUUCAUGGAAGGAGUGUAUAAGGUGCUCCGGGAGAUGUUCAACUAUAAGCCUCCUGUCACUAAAGAGCAGUUCUUCUCCACGGGGUUCGCAGAGAGGAAGGUGAUAAUGUGCACAGAAAUCCUCAACAUGAUCAAGGCAAAGCACAGACGUUUAGCUCCCAAACCCAAGUCCAGAGGCAACUCCACCCUAACUUCCCUACACAGGUCCUCCUCAGUACCAGCCAUUGAUACACAGAAGUUGACUGGGAACCCUAAAGAAAGAAAGAAUAAAGAAAAUGUUACAGAGUGCUCCAUCCCAAAGGUUGUAAAUGAGGUGUGGCACAGAGAGACUCUGGCUGAAGGUCAAGGUCAUGAAGGAAGCCUCUCUCCGCCAGGUGGUGUCACAAGAACAAGCCCCUCUGCUAGGCUGCCGUCCAAAGAGGGCACUCCACAUGAUGCUUUGCCAGUGAUAAGUCACGUGAGACCUGCUGAAGUCAUAGGUGCUGGUUGUGACAUGUCACCAAGUAUUAAUUAUAUCAGACCUGCUUCUGUGGAACUGGUGACCAUAGAAAGAGGCUCUGAAGUAUCUGCCAAUUGGCAUGUUGCUGAACAACCUCUGGAGCCAAUAGAUGUGGUUGCCAUGACACCAGGCAAACAACCGGAGUCUCAGGAUUCUCUCACACUUAAUCAGAUUGAAGAGACAACCGAUAACAUCAAGAAUGUCGUGUCCCAGCUUUAUCAGAGGAUGGAGCAGAUGGAGACAGCCCUUCAUUCCAUGGCGGCCAGGACCCCGCCAGCCAACAGAGAGCAGGACGACAAGGAAAAUGAUUUCUACAUCACAAAACCCCAGUGGGAUAGCGUCAUGGCCAGAUUGAUCUUGUUGGAGAAUAGGGUCAUGAUGCUUGAGAAUGAUGGAUCCAAAAAACAGUCAAAUAAGAAGUCAGAAAAACUUGGAAAAG
This is a messenger RNA of Lingula anatina, 1167 nucleotides long. RefSeq lists its product as uncharacterized. The record is from RefSeq and is a predicted model, not a curated record. Lineage: Eukaryota; Metazoa; Brachiopoda; Lingulata; Lingulida; Lingulidae. Gene Ontology annotation, cellular component: spindle pole; centrosome. Gene Ontology annotation, biological process: centriole-centriole cohesion; centriole replication.